AACAUCUCCCUCAAAUCUCUUUUCUCUAUUGUUUUCAUCAAUGGCUGCUGCUGCUGCUUCCAUUUAUAAUUACAUUCUUCUUCUUUCUCUACUAAUUGGGUUAAUUGGGUCUCUGGUCUUGGUCGAGGCUCGAAUCCCCGGCGUUUACAAUGUCGGUCCCUGGCAGUCUGCUCACGCCACUUUCUACGGAGGCAGGGAUGCCUCGGGGACAAUGGGUGGAGCUUGUGGGUACGGGAAUCUGUACAGUCAGGGUUACGGCGUAAACACGGCCGCAUUGAGCACGGCGCUAUUCAACAAUGGAUACAGUUGCGGAUCAUGCUUUGAACUCAAGUGUGUCAAUGAUCCGCAAUGGUGUCACCGUGGCAGCCCUUCCAUCUUUAUCACCGCAACAAACUUCUGCCCUCCAAAUUAUGAUUUACCGUCCGACAAUGGUGGCUGGUGUAAUCCGCCUCGUCCUCAUUUCGACCUCUCCAUGCCCAUUUUCCUUAAGUUUGCAGAGUACCGCGCCGGAAUCGUCCCCGUCUCUUAUCGCCGUGUUCCAUGCCGGAAGCGAGGAGGGAUAAGGUUUACCAUCAAUGGGUUCCGUUAUUUCAAUCUGAUUUUGAUCACGAACGUGGCCGGAGCAGGGGACAUAGUGAGGGCAAGCGUUAAAGGGUCGAACACUAACUGGAUGCCCAUGAGUAGGAAUUGGGGACAGAACUGGCAGUCAAACGCCGUUCUCGUCGGCCAGUCUCUAUCCUUCCGUUUAACCGCCAGCGACCGCCGCACAACCACCUCAUGGAACAUCGUUCCUUCCAACUGGGUGUUCGGCCAAACAUUCUCCGGGAAAAACUUCAGGGUUUGAAACUUUUUCAUUUCAUUUAUUUUAUUGUCUUGUUUUGAAUUUGUAGGAAAAUUGUGGGACUGCUGAAGCGGCUGCUAACAUUGCAAUCUCUGAAUGUAGCCCCCGCACUGCAGCUCUGUUUUGUUUACUUAGGUUGAUAUUGAUCGAUCGAUCAAUCAAUUAUUUUGUAUGAAACUGUUCUUUCUUCAUUCAAGUUCAUAGAC
This is a messenger RNA of Impatiens glandulifera, 1047 nucleotides long. Its product is annotated as expansin-A6-like. The record is from RefSeq and is a predicted model, not a curated record. The coding region runs from base 41 to 844 and encodes 267 amino acids. Gene Ontology annotation, biological process: plant-type cell wall organization. Gene Ontology annotation, cellular component: extracellular region. Lineage: Eukaryota; Viridiplantae; Streptophyta; Magnoliopsida; Ericales; Balsaminaceae. The transcript is spliced from 3 exons.